AUGAAUAUCUGCAAUAAGCCUCCUAAUAAGACAGCUCCAGAGAACUUGGGAGAAGCUGUUCCUGAGGUGCAGGUCCAACAUGCUCGAAGGAAUGGCUGGAGUUGGCCUCUCCACAUUUUCCAGAUCCUUGCCUGGUUGCUCUACCUCUUCUUUGCCCUCGUUGGGUUUGGAAUCCUGGUUCCUCUCCUGCCCCUGCACUGGUUGCCUGCUGGUUACAUUUGUCCUGGGGUCUGCUUUAUCUACCAUUUAAUUGUCCAUCUUACUGCAGUCUCCAUUGACCCUGCAGAUGCAAACGUGAGAGAGAAAAACUACCUGGGGCCUCUGGCCACCUUCAGUCGUAGUCAACAUGCACAUGUCAUUGAAAACCAUCAUUGCCAUGUCUGUGAUGUCAAUGUGAGUGCCAAGUCAAAGCACUGUGGGACUUGCAACAAGUGUGUGUGUGGCUUUGAUCACCACUGCAAAUGGCUCAACAACUGUGUGGGGGAGAGGAAUUACUGGCUCUUUCUGAACAGUGUCCUCUCUGCCAUCCUGGGCCUGGCCCCUCUGCUGCUGGUCGCUUGCUACGUCCUGGUGCAGUUCUUCAUCGACCCCGCGGCGCUGCGCUCCCACCCUCACUUCCACGCUCUGAAGAACCACACAGACUCCUGGUUCGUGUUCCUUCCUGCAGCUCCUGUUGAGACUCAGGCACCUGCCAUUUUGGUGACAGCUGGGAUCUUCAUUCUUCUGAGCCUCAUGACUGUGAUCCUGCUUGGCCACCUCUUGAUCUUUCACAUCUAUCUCAUGUGGAACAAGUUGACUACCUACGAGUACAUCCUGCAGCAGCGUCCCCAACAAGAGGCCAAAGAGACAGACAAGCAGCGGGAAUCUUGUCCCUCCCAAUUCAGCCCCAAUCAGGAAGGAGACUUUUCCCCAGGUAACCCUGGUUAUACAGACCCUGGUGUUCCAGUAGAGGAAUUCUCAACAGCAGCUUCAGGAAAAGACUUUUCCAAGCUCUGUGUCCACAAUGAUGAGGCUGACCCUGAGCAGAGCUUCUCUCCAGACCCCCCAUCUCUUCACUUUGUGGUCCCAUCUCAGCCACAGAAGAAAAGAAGAAAGAAGACACGUGGAGCCUCCUUCUCAGCAGGGGACAGCAGCUCUAGACCACAGGCCAGACCUUGGCCCCCUUUCCCAGCCCCCCAGUCAGAAGUCCCAGCCACGGCUGCUGCCACCUCCUCCUCCUCCUCCCACAGCCUCGUGGUUCCAGCUUUUCCUCAGAGACCUGCUGUGCCCCCCAGCUCCUUGGGCUUCAUCCAGGCAGCAGGACCCCCAGGUGACUAUCACUCAGAGUCUGCUGAAUCCAUGGAUGAGAUUCCUGUGGCUCAGACUCGCCUGGGGAGCACAGCCCUUCCCAGGCCUCCUAAAAAGAACCCCAGCAACUCUCAACACCUUCCCUUGGCCACAACCAAUCCCAGAGGCGACAGGAAGAAGACUUUGUAUUCUGGGCACAAAGUAAAAAGGAAAAGCUGCCAGCAAGACACACGUGUGGAACGAGACCUGGAACUUUUUACCAAGGUUCCUGCUGUGUUUGUAAGUCAGAGCAGUGGAGAACCUCAUGUCUCCCAGCCCACAUCUGAGCCACCCCACAGAAAAUGCACCAGCAAGCAGCAGGUGGGCAGAUAUGAGGAUAUAAGGACAAACACCACAGUGGCCUAG
Chaetura pelagica (chimney swift) is the source of this 1692-nucleotide messenger RNA. It is a transcript of the gene ZDHHC1, whose product is annotated as zinc finger, DHHC-type containing 1. The coding region runs from base 1 to 1692 and encodes 563 amino acids. Gene Ontology annotation, molecular function: protein-cysteine S-palmitoyltransferase activity. Gene Ontology annotation, biological process: peptidyl-L-cysteine S-palmitoylation; protein targeting to membrane. Gene Ontology annotation, cellular component: endoplasmic reticulum; Golgi apparatus. The transcript has 10 exons. The record is from RefSeq and is a predicted model, not a curated record. Lineage: Eukaryota; Metazoa; Chordata; Aves; Apodiformes; Apodidae.